GAAGUCGCCGCGUCCCGCCUCACAGAAGGAUGUACCAAUGAGCUGAGCGGAGGGGCUGCCUCCGCGCGGGGCGGUCGCUGAGGCGCCGGUGCUGCUAGACCGAGGCGGCAGCCGGUCACGACGUGGGGCGGCCAGCGAUGAAGCCGCCCAGUUCAUUGCAAACAAGUGAGUUUGACUCAUCAGAUGAAGAGCCUAUUGAAGAUGAACAGACUCCAAUUCAGAUAUCAUGGCUACCCCUGUCACGAGUGAAUUGUUCUCAGUUUCUUGGUUUGUGUGCUCUUCCAGGUUGUAAAUUUAAAAAUGUUAGAAGAAAUAUCCAAAAAGAUACAGAAGAACUAAAGAGCUAUGGUAUACAAGACAUAUUUGUUUUCUGCACCAGAGGGGAACUGUCAAAAUACAGAGUCCCAAACCUUUUGGACCUCUACCAUCAGUAUGGAAUUAUCACUCAUCAUCAUCCAAUCCCAGAUGGAGGGACUCCUAACAUAGCCAGCUGCUGUGAAAUAAUGGAGGAGCUCGCAAUCUGCCUUAAGAAUAACCGGAAAACCUUAAUACACUGUUAUGGAGGACUUGGAAGAUCUUGUCUUGCCGCUUGUCUCCUACUAUACCUGUCUGACACAGUUUCACCAGAGCAAGCCAUAGACAGCCUGAGAGACCUAAGAGGAUCUGGGGCAAUACAGACUAUAAAGCAAUAUAAUUAUCUUCAUGAGUUUCGGGACAAACUAGCCGCACAUCUAUCAUCAAGAGAUUCAUUAUCAAGAUCUAUAUCUAGAUAAAAAAGAAUUUCAAAUAACAUAUAUAUGACCAUGUCUGAAAUUUAAGAGCUAUUUAACAUAAUUUGUAUUGAAACAAAAUUUACUAGUGUUAUCAACUUGAAUGUAAAUGUGUACGUGCAAAUAUUCCUAAAGCUUUUAUUGACAAAUUUCAGUUGUAUCUCUUAUCUCUUCUAGAAGAUCGAAAAACUGCUAUAUAAUGUCUGAUAUGUACUGUCUCCUCUGGUAUGUUUUACUUAGAAAUAAUGCUGAAGUGAGCAUAUGGAAAAAUGUUUCACUGCCUAUUUUUAUUAUUUACCACACUUUUACCUCAUUUUAUGAUUUGUAACUACCAGGUGGAAUGAACAUAGUAAUAAAUGUAAAAAUGGGUAUGAGUACAAACUAAAA
Messenger RNA from Acinonyx jubatus (cheetah), 1157 nucleotides. RefSeq names its product cyclin dependent kinase inhibitor 3 (gene CDKN3). The record is from RefSeq and is a predicted model, not a curated record. Gene Ontology annotation, cellular component: nucleus. Gene Ontology annotation, biological process: protein dephosphorylation. Bases 138 to 773 code for a protein of 211 amino acids. Lineage: Eukaryota; Metazoa; Chordata; Mammalia; Carnivora; Felidae. The transcript is spliced from 8 exons. Gene Ontology annotation, molecular function: protein tyrosine phosphatase activity.